CUCGUGAUACACUGCCCAUCCAUCCACAAAACCCCAUCUCCACCAUGGACUCCUACGGCUACGGCGAACCCUCCAGCUCGAAUCAACCCCAGACCAUCGACGUUCCCGUCGGGCCCACCAACCAGCCCAAGAUCCUCCUCCGCAAUCUCAAUGACUCCGAGGCGACUUUCCAUCUGAGCGGUACCGAGCUCGCAUUCGCCAAUAGCUUGAGAAGAGUAGUCAUGGCGGAUGUGCCUACUAUCGCUAUUGACCAAGUCCUCUUCCUUCAAAACACCACUCCUCUUGCCGACGAAAUGAUCGCCCACCGUCUCGGUCUUGUCCCCCUGAUCAGCCGGGGCGUUGAAAAAGGACUGCGAUACACAAGGGAUUGCGAUUGUGAUGAAGGGUGCUAUUACUGCAUGGUGACUUUGAAGCUGAAGGUGGCGUUCAAUGGGGAUGGUUUCAUGAAGAUCACGAGUGAUAUGCUGGAGGUCAUUCCCAGUCCCGGUGGACCUCCGCCGCCAAACCCUUACGGUCCUCCCCCGGAAAUCUCUGAAGAAGACCGAGUCAUCAUGGACCACCGCGACAAUGAGAUGGGUAUUCCUAUUGGCAAGGGCAACGCAGCUAUUCCGCCUAUAUUGAUUGCCAAGAUGGGUAAAGGGCAAUCAAUUGACCUUGUCUGCAAAGCGUACAAGGGUAUCGCCAAGCAUCACGCCAAAUGGUCGCCUUUAUCAACAGUCGCGUUCGAGUACGAUCCUUAUAACAAGCUGAGACAUACCACCCAUUGGUUCGAGACGGACGAACGCGGCGAGUGGCCCCUCUCCAACAAUGCCAUCUUCGAAACCCCUCCCGAUCCCAACGCCCCAUUCGAUUACAACGCCGUCCCCUCCACAUUCUACUUCAACGUUGAAUCCGUCGGCUCCAUCCCUGUUCGGUCGGUUAUCGAGCAAGGCUUGGAUAUCUUGGUGGAAAACUUGGCGGGGGUCAUUUUGGCGGUGCAGAAGGAGACGGGUGGUGAUGAAGAGGAAGGAGAAGGCGGAGAGCAAGGAGGGAUUAUGGAGCCUAAUAUGCAGGGUAUGGGGGGUAUAAACGGGCACGCCGAGCAGGGGUAUGGGGCUUGGUAGAGAUGCGGGGUGGAAUAAAGAUAGAGAAGGAGAUGAGAUGUACGAUCUCUUACCGCCCG
Cryptococcus amylolentus CBS 6039 is the source of this 1162-nucleotide messenger RNA. RefSeq lists its product as hypothetical. Gene Ontology annotation, biological process: DNA-templated transcription. Lineage: Eukaryota; Fungi; Basidiomycota; Tremellomycetes; Tremellales; Cryptococcaceae. The record is from RefSeq and is a predicted model, not a curated record. Gene Ontology annotation, cellular component: RNA polymerase II, core complex. Bases 45 to 1103 code for a protein of 352 amino acids. The transcript has 5 exons. Gene Ontology annotation, molecular function: DNA binding; protein dimerization activity; DNA-directed RNA polymerase activity.